This is a messenger RNA of Trichobilharzia regenti, 1509 nucleotides long. NCBI's taxonomy places the organism in Eukaryota, Metazoa, Platyhelminthes, Trematoda, Strigeidida, Schistosomatidae. The record is from the annotation of a GenBank genome assembly.
AUGCGAAGCUGCUUAUGUUACAGGGUGCUUUUUCUUGAAGAGGUUGAUGAAGAUGUUGUGAAGAGCAGAAGGAACGCUUAUAUGGAGUUUGCAAGCAUUUCUUCCAUCCGUUAUCAGUGGUUUAAAGAUUCUUUCAAGCUAUGGGUUCAACCACCGUCUAAGGGUCCGGUUUCGUUGUUUGGUUUCGUUGACUGUGGGGAAUGCAUCGAAGACGAAUGGUUCAUUGUAUGGAUUCUUUUGGAACUUAGCAAAUUUGAUCCACGCAUUAUUAUUCAGGUUUCUGAUGAAGAUGGUGAAUUUCUUCUCAUUGAAUGUGCGAAUCACUUGCCGAAGUGGUUGAAUCCCGAAAACGCUGAGAAUCGUGUAUGGUUGUACCAAGGAAAGCUGAAUAUCCUUUGCAAAAACCGGAAGGUCAAAAUGACAUUAAAUGAUGCCUUGCAUUCUUUCAAAGUUUUCAACGCCUCUGAUUUCCUUUUGUCAAGUACGAUACAGUCUGCUAUUCAGAAAAGAAUAAUGAAAUAUCCUGAUUCUAUUGAAACAGCGCAUUUGGCUCAUAUAACAAUUCCUUACUCAGUCGCAGCUAUCUUCACAACAUUUUAUUCAAAGCGUAUCAUUAACUCAUCUAUAGAUAUUCUAGCAGAUAAAAUCUCCGACGGUUCUGGUGUACAAUCAUGGCUGAAGUUGUUUAACAAAAAUCUAACUAUUUUCGCAAACCAUUGUAUGAAUAAGGGUGGUCCUCGUAGGCAUAACUGGCCAAAAUUAGCUGAAUUAUCAAAAUCUUACGUAACCAUUCCUGUAUGGUUCAAUCGACUUCGUUAUGCUCGACUGCGUUCAUUACCAACGCCAGGCGGAAUGAUGCAACCUCAGAGUAACAAUACUGCAUCUCGUCGCUUAGCUGCUGAACUUGGACUGAAAUUGUGUAUUGGACUUGAUCUUCUGUUGAACAAUGUUAACUCGCAUACACAAAAUUCGCAGUUCACGCCUGAUUUUUUGAUUCCCAGUGAAUCUAAGGAAAAGUGGGGCGUAUUUGUUGAAAGAUUGACCAGUAUCGGCUACUUUCAGGGUACUGCGGAGAAUUCUUGGUUGCACAGACAGCUGCAGAAUCAAGCUGAAUGUCAUUUCACCGAUUGUCUUUCAGAAACAUCAUCGAAACCACCGGCUUACGUCGUCACUUCUGAUGAUUUCUUAUCCACUUCACAUACAAAAGACUCACUUAAGGAGCACAGUAACACUUUAUUCUCCUUAUUAAAUUAUAUUGAAAACAAUGAAUCAUCUUCAUCUUUGGUUGAUAAAAUUGAUUCUAUGGAGGGAGAAAAUGGAAUACCUCCUGCUGAUGACGAGUCAUGGAUGUUCAUUACUCUAGAAGAAUUGGAUGAAAUUUUGUUGGAGCGUAAUGGAACAAAUGAAGCUAAUUUACCAUGCAAUUCAAUUUCAUCAAUUCUCAAAGAAUUUAUGAAUUCUUCAUCCUCUUCAAGGGUAUUGAGCCAAGGAAACAUUGCCUUGGGAUAA